AUGAUCGCCCUCUCAAUCGCCUCUCUCGCCGCGGUGGCCUCGCUGGUCGUUCCCGCCAACGCUCACAUGGAGAUGACUUACCCCGCUCCGUUCCGCUCCAAGUCGAACCCGCACGCGACUGAGAUCGAGUAUAGCAUGACCUCGCCCCUCAACGCCGACGGCUCCAACUACCCCUGCAAGGGCUUCCUCUCUGACCUGAACGGCCCCGGCGGUGCUGUCACUGCCGAGUGGACCGCUGGUCAGAACUACCACUUCACUCUGCAGGGUGGUGCCAACCACGCCGGUGGCUCUUGCCAAGCCUCGCUUUCGUAUGACGGCGGCAAGACAUUCACCGUCAUCCAGUCGAUCGUCGGCAACUGUCCCUCGACUGUCGCUCCUACCGACUACCCCGUCACCGUCCCCGGCGAUGCCCCCUCCGGUGACGCCAUCUUCGCCUGGACCUGGUUCAACAACCUUGGCAACCGUGAGAUGUACAUGAACUGUGCGCACAUCAAGAUCAACGGUGGCUCCGGCGGCUCCGGCUUCAGCUCGCGUCCUACCAUCUUCGAGGCCAACAUCGGCAACGGCUGCAGCACCCUCGAGGGCUCCGACGUCGAGUUCCCCAACCCCGGCCCCGACCUCAUCAACCAGUCCAGCAAGACCGCUCCUCCUCAGGGCAACUGCGCCGCUGGUCCUGGCAGCGGUGGCAACCAGCCCCAGUCGUCUGCGGCCGCCCCCUCUCCGUCCAGCACUGAGGGUGGUGCUCCCGCUUCCUCUGGUGCUGCCUCGUCCGACGCUGCCCCCGCACCCUCCUCGACUGCUUCGUACGACGACGGCCAGUGGCACCCCUCCUCCUCUGCGGCCGCUCCCUCGUCCACCGACGGCAACAACGGCGAGUGGCAGCCUACCUCCUCGGCCGGUUCGAGCGAGGCGCAACCCACUCCCACUGACGGCAACUCGCAGAGCCAGGGCCAGUCCUCCGCGACCGGCAUUAACCCUCCCACCGAGUCUGGCAAGAACCGCAAGAAGAAGUGUGUCCGCCGCCAGAAGCGCAACGGUGUCCACGGCCACCGCCGCGCCGGCCCUCACGGUGGCCGCUCUCGCUCGUUCUAA
Trichosporon asahii var. asahii CBS 2479 is the source of this 1092-nucleotide messenger RNA. RefSeq lists its product as uncharacterized. Lineage: Eukaryota; Fungi; Basidiomycota; Tremellomycetes; Trichosporonales; Trichosporonaceae. The record is from RefSeq and is a predicted model, not a curated record. The transcript has a single exon. Bases 1 to 1092 code for a protein of 363 amino acids.